Messenger RNA from Mesorhabditis spiculigera, 5466 nucleotides. The record is from the annotation of a GenBank genome assembly. Lineage: Eukaryota; Metazoa; Nematoda; Chromadorea; Rhabditida; Rhabditidae.
AUGGGUAAUCUGGCCCGAGCGGCGGCCUUGCUGCUAGCAUUGGCCAGUGCGGCCACGGCUUUGCGAUGCAACAUCGGAUCAGUGACCGUUGAUGCCGAAGGCACCAUCACUCAAAACUACGUCACAAUGGAAAACUGCAAAGGUGUCUGCACACGCCGAUCACCGAAGCUGCCCGACGGAACUCAGAUGCACCAACUCGGCUGUGAAGAACAGCAACGAGUCCGGAACGUCGAUGACAUCUGCUCUGAGGACCUCUGCAACCGAAUCCCGGGUCUUUCCGAUGGACAGCUCGACGUCGUUGACAAGCAUCGCGCGGAAGUCCUGCCCGUUGCCAACCGAACGUGCUACGUCGGUGUCCAAAUCGGCUCGCUGACCGUCGCCGGCGCCGCCCAGCACUGCCUUGGAGAAUGUGCUAGUGCCACCACGAUGAUUGGAGCCCUUAACGGAACCAUUUUCUUCUGCGCGACGUUUGGUGUAUGCGACGCUUUCGUCAGCCCACCAUCAACUGGGCCCCGCAGCUGCUCACCAGUGGCUGGACACCCUGACUACAACAUCACUGCCUGCUGUUGCUAUGAUAGCUCGAACUGCAAUCUCGAUGGCUUCAAUAUCCCUACACCCUCGCCAUUGCCUCCAGUGACCCGCAUUCCACAAGCCUGCUACUCCGGUAUCCACAUCGCCGGCCAGCUUUUGGCUGGUGGUGACUAUGUUGCGUGCCAGGGAGACUGCUCUUCGGUCACUUUCAAAUACCAAGGGACCUACGACUUCACCAUGUACUCCUGCGAUCCGGCAAACAUCUGCAAUGGACUCGGCCUAACCAACGACUGUAUGGACAUUGCGAAUGGAACCUUCGGUGGAUGCUGCUGCAACUACGACGCCUGUAUCGAUCCGUCCGCUAAUCCUCCUCGCUACCCGAACGGCACCAGGACGCAUAUCCGUGACUGCUAUGUUGGCCUUCACCUCAAGAACUUCACCGGAGACGGAGCCCCCUUGAUGUUGGCGCCGGAGAGAUUUGCGAAGGAAUUCGAGGCAUUCUAUUGCGCUUCCGAUGCUUUGUGCUACAUGAUGGAUACUGUCGGAAGCUGCUCAAAUCUGACGGCCGCAAAUAUGGGCAUCGAGGCUUGCUGCUGCUACGAUGGGCCCUACUGUAACGUAAAUGGAACCGAUGUGACGGUCCAGCCCCCAUCUCGUCCGCCAAGACCCACUGAAAUCAUUGCUUGCUUGGAGGGACUCCAUAUUAACAGUAUCUCGAUCUCUGAACGUUAUUCUGGCUGUGCUGGCGAGUGCGCUAGUGUGACUGUCGCUUCAUCCGUGGCCGGCGCUCCUUACAACGCUACCCUGUACACCUGCGACCCCGCAACAGUCUGCCGUGGUCUCGGGCUCAUCAACAGAUGUGGACAAAUCCCGAACUCCCCGAUCACCGGAUGCUGCUGCGAUACCGAUAUGUGCAUCAACCCAUACGCUCGCAAGUUCCCGAACGGAACAAACACCCUUCACUGCGGAAUUGGAUUGGCUGUCGGAACUAACUACACUGAUGUCUACGAGAUGGACUGUGAUGGUUCAUGCGCAUCCGUCGAGACCCAAAUCGGCGGCGUCUUCAUGGCUGGCUUUUUCUGCGCCCCCAAGACUACCUGCGAGGCUGUCGGAAUCGUCAAUGAUUGCUUCACCAUCCUCGGCGAACAGGGCGCCCCACACGUAACUGCUUGCUGCUGCGACUACUUCAACAACUGCAACACCGAAAGAGGACGCAUCCAUCCGGAACCUUACACACCACCAAGCACUAGGCCGCCAAUCGCAUGCUAUGCUGGUCUCGGCAUCAACGACAACUUGUUCAACACUUCGGAUAAAUAUAUGGCUUGCCGUGGUGACUGCGGAGCCAUCACUUUCCGUACCACAGUUGCCGGCGGAGACUACAAUGUGACCAUGUUCACUUGCGAUCCGGUGAGUGUUUGCCCGAAGAUGGGCGUGCGAAACAGUUGCCGCUCUGGACCCAACGGAACCAUCACCGGAUGUUGUUGCGAUUGGAACGAUUGUAUCGACUUGGCCAACCGCAAGGUGAAGCCUUACCCGCUCCCCAAGAGCGUCAACUGCUUCGUCGGUCUCGGAUUUGAAAGCACGAACGGUACGACCACCUACGGUAGCUCGAUGGCCUGCGAUGGCCAAUGUGGUACCGUUGUCACGGAUGUCAACGGUGUGCAUAGCUUCGGCUACUUCUGCUCGCCCCAAUCGUUGUGUUCUAGCUUCGAUGUCUACAACGAGUGCAGGACCUUCUUCCUUGAUCAAGCUGGUGACUGGAUGAAUGUGUGCUGCUGUGAAAACCAAGAUAACUGCAACAUCCUCAAGCAGCAGCCCAAUGUAACCGUCACGACUCCAAGCACACCGUCAAGGCGAAGGACCCCCUUGGCUUGUUAUUCCGGUCUAGCCUUCAUGUACAACGGAUCCUACAGCCCACUUACCGAUGAGGACAAGUAUAUGUCUUGCUUCGGUGACUGCGCUCAGGUCAGCUACGCUUCGUCGCUUGGCGGCGUCUCAUUCACAGCUACGAUGUACACCUGCGACCCCGUUUCCCUUUGCACAAGCUUGGGAAUGUCAAACCAGUGCACGAACAUCACGCAGAGCUCUUCUGGAAGCUCCUCAAUUGCCGGUUGCUGUUGCGAUUGGAACGACUGCAUCAACAAGCGCAACUUGACAAUCAACCCUGCGCCACACAAGGAUAACCUUCAGUGCUUCGUUGGUCUUCAGAUGCAGUCGAAUCCGCAGGAUCCUACAACCAAGACUCUGCUUGGAGCGACCUUGCCCUGUAAUGGUGAAUGCUCAGUCGUCUCGACCCACUUCAACGGCUUCGAUACCCAGGCCUUCCUCUGCGCCCCUCAGGCUCUUUGCGACGCAUUUGAUCCGGAGCGCAUGUGUGGAAAUCCGAUCAACUUCGAUACGAGCGACUACCUCGAGACAUGCUGCUGCUCAAGAUGGGAUAACUGCAACCUUCACUUCCACAAUAUCCCGGAGCCGCCCGUUGUACCGUCCGUACAACCCAGCUGGGUGCAGCCCAUCACUUGCUAUGCUGGUGUGGCCCUCAACGGAAACGUCCUGUCUCCUGACAACCGAUACAUGUCCUGCCAAGGUGACUGCGCGCAGAUCACUUACACUUCGGUGCUCGCUGGAUCUCCAUUCAACGCCACGAUCUUCUCUUGCGACCCGGUGACGCUUUGCAUGACCUUCCGCGCCCACAACGGGUGCCAACAAAUCAGCAACAGUGGAAGCAACUCGUCCUCCAUUCAAUUCUGCUGCUGUGACUUCAAUGAUUGCAUUGACAAGCAGACCUUCCAGCCGAAGCCAGUGCCCCAGACCGUCAAGGAUAACCUGCAGUGCUACGUCGGACUGAUGAUGCAGAGCAACCCGCAAAAUGCUAGCACUCGCGUGCUUUUGGGAGCCGAGAUGCCGUGCAACGGAGAAUGCGCCUCGAUUAACACCCACUUCAACGGCCAGGACAUGUGGGCCUUCAUGUGCACACCGCCAGCUCUUUGCAACUUGUUCGAUCCGGAACGCCAUUGUGGACUGAUGAACAUGGACUACGACGGCGACUACUUGGAGACGUGCUGCUGCGGCUGGGGAGAUGCCUGCAACCUCCAUCGCCACAACAUCCCUGUCCCUUCACCUCUGCCGACAGUCAGCGUCACAACGCCUCCAUUGGCUUGCUACGCCGGAUUCGCCUUUAACGGCUCGAUUCUGUCUCCAGCUGACCGCUUCAUGUCCUGCCAGGGUGACUGUGCUCAACUGACCUAUUCCUCCAAGUUCUUCGGUGCCGCCAUUAGUGCGACCAUCUUCUCUUGUGAUCCAGUUGCCAUCUGCUCGGCUUUCAAACUUCAGAACAGCUGCACUGAGCUGCAAAAUGGAAACGUUACGAACACGACAAUCUCCGCCUGCUGCUGCAACUUCAACGAUUGCCUAGAUCACACCACCUUCCAGCCAAAGCCGCAGCCGGAUACCCACAAUCACAAGGACAACUUGCAAUGCUUCGUUGGAAUGCAGACCCAGAGCAACCCACAGAAUGCUUCCACCCGCUCUAUCGUUGGUGCUUCGAUGCCUUGCAAUGGUGACUGCGUCUCCGUGGAGACCCAUUUCGGCAGCUAUGACUUGUGGGCAUUCAUUUGCGGCCCAGAAAUCCUGUGCGACAUCUUUGACCCUCAGCGCCAUUGUGGCAACCCGCUGAACAUGGACAGCGCCGGAGACUACUUGGAGAUUUGCUGCUGUGGUGACGACGACAACUGCAACGUGAAGCGCCACCGCUUCCCAGCACCCAACCCGAUCCCCACCAUCGAUACCGCCAACACCCCGCCACUUGCCUGCUAUGCUGGUAUUGCUCUCAACUCCACCGUGUUGAGCGAUGAUAACCGAUUCAUGGCUUGCCAAGGAGACUGCGCUCGGCUGACUUACUCCUCGUCGCUCAACGGAGCCGCUUUCAGCGCCACGAUCUUUACCUGCGACCCAGUGGCGAUUUGCAAGACCUUCGGGCUUAAGAAUAACUGCAACGUCAUCCAGAGCGGUUCGACGAACACGACCCAGAUGAGCGGUUGCUGUUGCGAUUGGAACGACUGUAUCGAUCACCAGACGUUCAACGUGAAAACGGUGCAAACAACGGCACAGCAGCGACCUGGCCCUCAAGCCCCUCAAGCUCCUCCUCACUACGGACAAGCUCCGCCACCACAACAAGCACGAUACCCCGGAGCAGCUCCCCCUCCACCGCCUUCACCAACCUACCUCCAACGAGACCCAUCCUAUCCUCCUCCACAAGCUCAACACCGUGCCUAUCCUCCUCCCCGCUAUGCCGCAGCAGCUCCGGCCUAUCCUGCGCCUCUAGCCACUCCACCCCACCCUGCGUACGCUCCUCCCGCUUACAACCGCCCUGCCUACGAGGCUCCACCACCGCCAGCCUACGACCCCUGCGCUCAGCAGCCCCCAUGCGGCUACGCACCAGUCCCAGAGCCGGCACCGCUUUGCGCUCCACCAGCAGCUUGCGCACCUCCCGCCUACGAGCCAGUUCCGGCCUACGGAUGCCCAUGCGGCCAAGCACCUCCCCCACCAGCUCCCCUCUAUGCUCCAGCUGCCCCAGCUCCGGCUCCAGUCUAUGCUCCGGCCCCUCCUGCUCCGCUCUACGCUCCUGCUCCAGCCCCUGCUCCUCUCUAUGCUCCAGCUCCAGCCCCAGCUCCGUUGUACGCUCCACCGCCACCAGUCCCUGCCCCGGCUUACGCCCCGGUUCCGGUUCGCGAGCCUGUUGCGUAUCCAGCUUACGCCGCUCCCGCCCCAGUUUUCGCCGCUCCUGCCCCGGUCGCUGUUGCCGGCCCACCCGUCUACCUCGCUCCUCAAAUCUCGCCACUUGCCCGCCUUGUCCCCGCCUACGCCCCUGGAGCAACCGUGUUCAUCGGCAAGAAGCGCUCAAAGCCGGUGAAGGUCGAAAAGAAGCUCGACAAC